Molecule: messenger RNA, 789 nt
Organism: Protopolystoma xenopodis
Lineage: Eukaryota; Metazoa; Platyhelminthes; Monogenea; Polystomatidea; Polystomatidae
Source: the annotation of a GenBank genome assembly
CGUCAUCGCAGAUAUGAGCUCCCUCUUCUGCUCUCUGCCAAACUGGGCCUCCAGACUGGUUUGACUUUGCUCCAAGUAUUUUCAGCAGUCGACUUGUCCCGCCUGGCGCAUCGAAUUGUCAACUUGACCUCAAACGACUACGAGUUAAUUGUUCCCGAUCACCUUCAAUUUCUGCCUCUGGUUGAUCUUCACCCACGAAUAUACAGUAACCACGGUUGCCUAUCGCACAUAUCUUCUGGGUCCCUAGAUCGUCUUCUUGCUGACUUUACUGGCAGGGAUUUGAAGGAAGAGCUGGGACGGUUGGCCUGCUCGCCUGCCUACAGCAGUCCUAAACCGGGCAAUCCCCUUGUUGUUCGCAGACUAUCCAAGCCAAAUUUAGUCUACACCAUCGGACUUCAACGGUUGGCGCGCUUUCGCAGUCUUCGGAUUAGCCCUGAAGGACUUGAUGCGUCUGAUGAUAGCACAAAUUCCGUUUUCCUGCGUGUGUUUCUAUGUCGUGGUUCAUCCGGUUUACCAUUUUCUACUAUCUGCUUACUGCCGGCUCUGGGAGAGGGGCAUGUUUGCGCAGUUUGUCCUCAGAUCUUAGGCUAUCCACAGCCUUAUGUCCACCAACUGUCUUUUCAUCUAGACCGAUUGUCGAUAUGCAUGUUGACGGCCUCGGUUCAUACGCCGUCUCUCAAUCGAGUCAGGUCGGUAUGCGCCCAAUCUUCCGAUUCGGAUCACUUCUCAUCACCCCUCUCUGACCAAAUCCAGCUGGCCAGGCCCCCAUUUCGCCCGCCCAAGCAUUAG